GAGAGAGGAGCACAUCUAGACACCUUAAUGAGUACCUGGGUUAAUAUGGAAACACCGAGGACAGGCUACAAUCUCCGAUCUGUGCAUGCAAUCUUUUUACUUCUGGUGGUCAGUUCAGUAUUACUUGGGUUUAGUUACCUGAAUGAGAUGUAUCAAAGGAUCCAACUUCAGGAAAUGAUGGAAAGACAAGCAAAACAUAUUGAAGCAGAGAGAUCGAUUAUAGAACACAAGGCAUCUCGAUUACAAGCACAUAUAGAAAAUAGUAAUAACGAGAUGAAGAGGUUGAAAGAUGUGCAUGCAUUUCAAAUAGAGAAGCAAAAUUCAAUCUGUGAACAAGAAAGGAACAAUCUACUACAGACUAUUUCAUCAAAGAAUUAUACAUUAACUGAAGUGCAAACCGGAUACAAACAUUUAAAGCGGCAUUUUGAACAUCUUCAGUCUGUAAUGGCGCAGUUUGAAAAGAAUCAAUCACGACUUCUGGAAAAAUUUUCAACUCAGUCGACUCAGUGUAUGAAUGUCAUUAACAUGAUAAGUAAGCUGUGUAAUAAAGACAAAGUGAUUCGAAAAAUAGCACAAGUUACAAAGCAAAAUGAAACACAAUCAAGCAAAACUGAAAAGAAAAACUACACAGGACUGUUAAAUACCACUACACCUACAAAGGACACCACAAUGGACUCAGGUAAUGAAACACAAAGCCUGAAGGCCAUGCAGGAAUUACAAGAAUUGUUUUCAGAACUAAAUAAGACAAAUGGUAUGAAAGAUAAUGAAGAUGAGAUUAUGAAACUGGAGGACACAAGGAAUCCAGCAGAAAACAUCUUUAAACUGCAAGCCGAAGAGGGCACAAAUAAUAAUGAAACAUCUGAUGAAGAAGACCAACCUAAUAAUAUGCUAAUACAAGAACAGCAAACAGGAAGUAAUGAAAAACCUCCUGCUCUAAAACCUAACCAAAGUAAGACUAAGAAAGUCAAUAAUUCUUACUAUCCCAUGUUACUAUCAAGAGAUAAAAGUCUACCAUUGACAAAUCAAAACGACAUAAGAGCAGAUGAAGAAGUUACUGAUAAACCAUUAGAAGACAUUACAGUGGGCAUAGAUAAUGUUAUAAGUGAGGACAAUGCAUAUAGCACAGAAAACAAUCUGGACGUUCAAAAAAAGAAAAUAAAGAAACUAGAUGAGUAUAUUAAUAAAGCAAAAGGAGAAUCUGAGUAUGAACAUCAAAGAUUAACAAAAGGUUUGGAAUUGAAUGACCAAGAAAUCUUAGAGAUAAUAUCAUAAAACAAAUAGAGGGACAGGAGGCUGCCAUAAAUUUAAAGUCUGUUGCAUGGCCAGCGGAAGGAUGCGACAAAGCUGGCUGCACAAGGGGAGUCAAGGCUGGCGAACAAAAUGCCGGUUUUGAUAACUCUCCCUUAUUCCAUAUAGAGAUGAGUAAAUCACUGAAAAUUAAAUUUGGAUUUGAUUCGUCGACCAUUUUGAUUUGGGCCUGAAUCAAUUCUACCCAAAUCGAAAGUGGCCUGAAAAUUUGUUUAUGACAUCUCUCAUUUUUUAAAUUUUUAUACUUUUUUUCUCUUUCUCUCUCUACAAAAUUCACCCGAAUUUAAUCACCAAAAUUUAAAUUUGGAAGGAUUUUGAAUUUUUACAAAAAAAUCUGAUCCAAUUCGAUUAGUUUAUUAUUGAUUUGCUUAUCUCUAAUAAUAUAAAAAUAAGUACACAGCCAACCAUACAGGGCAGUUGGGGUGGUAGUAUGCAUGAAGUUGCAGUGUCAGGUUGCAGAUAGUUAACAUAGUUUGUAGCGCAUUUCUUUGUGAGUAGCAGGCACAAUGAUGGGGAAUGGCGAUGGUUCGGUGUUCAUCUCUGAUCGCGGCAUCUGAGAUGACUAUUGAGGGCUGUCACCUUAUCUAUUUGCUCUCGAAGAAUCCGCUACAGACAUCUUGAUUGAAGAUCCAGCAUGAAAUCUCGCAAGGUGCAUGAUGAUGUCAUCACACUGGCCAAAGUUGUGAUGUCAUACAUUACCGUGCGCAAGAUUUCGACUGGAUCUUCAAUCAAGAUCGCAGUGGCCAACUCUUCAUGCACAAAUUGAUGAGGUUAGUAUGAAUUUUUUUUCAACACUAGUUAAAAGCGCAGACUCCCCUACUUUUUCCCAGGUAUUGAAAGCUGUACACUUAAGAGCCAUAACAGUAGAGUAUAACAUCCCAAAACUAGACAUGAGGGUCCGGUACUGCUUCCUUUUACCUUGUGAGCACAAUGCAUUUAUUGAGGAUAGUGGUGCAGCUUCAUGGUCUAAGCAUCCUCCAUUGUAUUAUAUACUGCACUUGUCAUUUGUUUUCAGGUUUUAUACCAUCUGUUUUCUAUGUGUUUAUAUGUAUAUGCAUGUAUACAACGUCUGACUGUACAUGUAUAAGAAUAUUUGUAUUUAUUGAUUGUAAAGCCCCAACGCUCUUUUACAAAAUUCAAACUAUGCCACUUACUAGAAAUAAAGCAUUAGACAUUCAAUGUUUCAAACUUUCCUGCUCCAGAAUCUAAGGUGCCAAGCCAAGUAUAAUCUUGUUUGAAGGAAUCCCUAACAUAUAUUAUUAUAAUAUUCAUUUUUCUACCUAAUAAA
Molecule: messenger RNA, 2596 nt
Organism: Bufo bufo (common toad)
Lineage: Eukaryota; Metazoa; Chordata; Amphibia; Anura; Bufonidae
Exons: 7
Coding region: 28-1272 (414 amino acids)
Source: RefSeq, a predicted model, not a curated record